CGUGCUCCUGCCGCCAUGCCGCGCAACGCAGCCUGGCUGCUGCUUCUGGUGGCCUGCGCAGCCCUGCACGGAACCUGCCGGGCCGAGGAGGCCGCGACCCCUGAUGCUGUUCCAGAAACCCCGCCCGCUGUGGCCGCCCCCGCUGCCAAGGACCGCCAGUUCCGUGCCGGCGCAAAGACCCGCCCCUUCCAGAUGCAGAAGGGCGGGGACCUCAACCUCAUCGGCCAGUUUGGCGUCGGCUUCUACUCCGUCUACCUGGUGGCGGACUAUGUGGAGGUGGUGACCAAGCACAAUGACGACAAGCAGUAUGUGUGGGAGUCCAAGGCCGACGGCUCCUUUGCUGUGAGCGAGGACACGGAGGGCGCGCCGCUGGGGCGCGGCACCCAGAUCAACAUCUACCUCAAGGAGUCGUGCCAGGAGUACCUGCAGGAGGACAAGCUCAAGGAGUUGGUGCAGCGCUACUCCGAGUUCAUCAACUUCCCCAUCUACAUGCUCACACACUCCACCGUGGAGAAGGAGAAUGUGCACGAGUACGAGGACAAGGAGUUUGCCAACGUGUCCAAGGAUGACCUCAAGCUGGGAGACAAGGAUGCGGGGGAGAAGAAGGCGGACAAGAAGCUCAAGGAGGAGUUCAAGGAUCUGGCCAAGUGGUGGAAGGAGAGCCUGGGGCCGGCGGUGGAGAGCGUCAAGGUGUCCAAGCGGCUCGCCACCACCCCCUGCGUGGUCGUCUCCUCCAAGUACGGCUGGUCUGCCACCAUGGAGAAGAUUGCGCGCUCCCAGACGCUGGGCGACAGCGAGCGGGCCAAGUGGAUGCGCGGGCAGCGGACGCUGGAGAUCAACCCGCGCCACCCGCUGAUCCGGGAGCUCAAGGCGCAGCACAUCGCCGACCCCGAGUCUGCUUCAGUCAAGGACAACGCGCAGCUGCUGUACCAGACGUGCCUGCUGGAGUCGGGCUGUCUGCUGGACGACAUGAAGGAGUUCAACUCCCGCGU
Chlorella variabilis is the source of this 992-nucleotide messenger RNA. RefSeq lists its product as hypothetical. Gene Ontology annotation, molecular function: ATP hydrolysis activity; ATP-dependent protein folding chaperone; ATP binding. Gene Ontology annotation, biological process: protein folding. The record is from RefSeq and is a predicted model, not a curated record. The annotation marks the transcript as partial. The transcript has 12 exons. NCBI's taxonomy places the organism in Eukaryota, Viridiplantae, Chlorophyta, Trebouxiophyceae, Chlorellales, Chlorellaceae.